CCGAUUUGAAUCGUGACGAUUAUGUAACAUAACCUCAAAUCUUUCAUAACCUAAAAAUGUAAACACGAAUAUAAAUUACAAAAUGGGGCGAAAUAUAUUGAAAAGUAGCGUCCAGAACGCAUCAUUCAGCAUUAUUUUUCAAAUUCUCUUCCGAUGCAUUACUUUUGUGUUAAAUGCUUUCAUAAUUCGAACUGUUGGCCAGGAAGUGUUGGGCAUAAUGAACGUUCGGUUGCUUCUCCUCGAAUCAACCAUUCUGUUCCUGUCACAUGAGCCCCUAAUGAAAGCGUGUUUGACAGACACCAAGUCGCACAAUUGGGCGCAAGUUAUCAACCAAAUUUGGCUUUCUGUUCCGAUGACGGCAGUUUUAAGUUUGGUUUUGGUGUACAUUUGGAUCAAUAUCCUAAGCCCCACUGGUGAUAAUUACGUCAGUCAAUAUAGACUUGGUUGUUACUCUAUUGCUCUGUCAUGUAUUAUCGAGCAAAUGACCCAAAGUGUGGUACUUGUGGCUCAAAGUUACUGUUUUGUUAAAUUAAAAGUUGUCCUUGAGACAAUUUAUAUUGUCUCUAGGACGGUUAUUUUUGUUUGCACGGUUGUAAAGCACCCAAAUGAUGCUAUUAAUGCGUUUUCAAUUGCGCAGCUAGGGUCAGCUGUUAUUUUAUGCCUGUCUUAUUACGGUUUUUUCUUUUGGUAUAUUAGGCGAUUGAAUCUAGUAAAAAAAGGGACAACUGUUAAAAGUAGUCUUUUCACCGACAUGAACGACUUUCCGUUCUCUUCCAUAAUGGAGUUUUUCCCUGGAAUCAUGGAAAAUGGCGAAAGAAUUCUAAACCAAGACUUGUGUCUUUUAACAAUCAGUUUUGCCAAACAAUCAAUCAUCAAACAAAUUUUAACGGAAGGGGAGCGCUACGUAAUGACUGUCUCUCCAGUGCUGACCUUUAGUCAACAGUCAAUGUACGACAUUGUAAAUAAUUUAGGCAGCUUGGCUGCACGAUUUAUUUUUCGACCAAUUGAGGAAAGUGCUUAUUUUUAUUUUACGCAAAUGAUCAAACGAGACGAACCUGUGGACAAACAGGACCAAAGAUACAUUUCCGAAUCAGCAAAUGUCUUAAGCCACUUGUGCAACAUUGUGACAUGUAUAGGCCUCACUGUUGUUGUUUUUGGCCAAAGUUAUAGUCACACUUUACUUUACCUUUAUGGGGGCAAAAAACUAGUUGAAAACACUUUGCCUGUGACGCUAUUACGUUUUCACAGUUUUGCGAUUGUUCUACUCGCCAUAAAUGGGGUCACAGAGGGCUAUGUUUUCGCAACAAUGAAUAACAAACAGUUAGAUAGGUACAAUUACAUUAUGGUGAUAUUUUCAGUCAGUUUUUUGGUGAUUUCUUACGUCCUGACAAAUGCAUUAGGACCAGUUGGAUUUAUUUUAGCAAAUUGCUUUAAUAUGUUAGCGCGUAUUAUCCACAGUCUCAUUUAUAUCAAUAAAAAAUACAAAGGGACAGUUUACAAACCUCUUGAAGGUUUAAUCCCAAGCAAAAAAUUCUUACUAACGCUGGCUGUGUCAGGAGUUGUUACUAAAAUAUCAGAUUCGUUGAUUUCCUCAAUCAUUGUUCAUAUUUUAAUAGGGGCUGUAUUUUUCCUUGCAAGUUUUAGCAUCUGGGCCAUUGAUAAUAAAUCAAUCCUCAAGCUGGGUUACGACAAAUACAAACGCCGAAUGUCCACAAAAACUGAUUAAUUUAAUAAAAGAGAAGAAAAGUCAA
Tribolium castaneum (red flour beetle) is the source of this 1751-nucleotide messenger RNA. RefSeq lists its product as uncharacterized. The transcript is spliced from 5 exons. Gene Ontology annotation, cellular component: endoplasmic reticulum membrane. The coding region runs from base 83 to 1726 and encodes 547 amino acids. The record is from RefSeq and is a predicted model, not a curated record. Lineage: Eukaryota; Metazoa; Arthropoda; Insecta; Coleoptera; Tenebrionidae. Gene Ontology annotation, biological process: dolichol-linked oligosaccharide biosynthetic process; glycolipid translocation.